Messenger RNA from Oncorhynchus kisutch (coho salmon), 1405 nucleotides. Its product is annotated as zinc finger protein 696-like. The record is from RefSeq and is a predicted model, not a curated record. Bases 230 to 1231 code for a protein of 333 amino acids. The transcript is spliced from 2 exons. NCBI's taxonomy places the organism in Eukaryota, Metazoa, Chordata, Actinopteri, Salmoniformes, Salmonidae. Gene Ontology annotation, biological process: regulation of gene expression. Gene Ontology annotation, cellular component: nucleus.
UGAUGAUGGGAGUGGAACCUCAACCCAGCAAGUUAUUGUGAUAGAGUCUGCAGUUGCAGAGGCUGCAGGUCCUGGGGUCAAGCGGGAGAGCUCUGAAGGAGAGGAGGACCCAUGGCACAGUAAAGACAUCCAGACUAGAGUAGCUGGAGCGCCCCCUGUAGCCACAGAUGACCCCACCACUGCCCCAGCACAGCCCAGGACCCGAUGCAGCAUCACGGAGGUCAGUGGAAUGCCGAACGCUGUCCUCAAGUCAGAGACCAAGACUUUAACUGUACACACAGGAUCUGACCACAGGUCAGACCCAGAGACACUGGGGCUGAGGAGACUGGGCUGUCCUCCUGUUCCCGGCUCAGAGUAUUUACCGGUAUUUCACCAAAUCCAGAAGAUGGUUAAUUCCCGUGGAGAUGGUGACACAUUAGACACUGAAGUUGAUGAUCCGUCUUGUUCUUACGCUACAGAGAUGGACCCUGGCAACAUACCCUUGGGUUUAAAGAGACCGACUGAUCAGUCGAAAUGGGACUGGAACCAGUACAGUAGUAGUGCAUGCUCUGAAGGGUGCCUAGAUAAGAAAGGGGAGGUUAUAGUGGUAGAUGAAGUGACUGUGAAAGUCGAGGGGGAUGUUCCACCCACAUGGAAUGCAGUUAGUCACCAAGGAGACGGACACUCACAGGGCAGAGAUUUCUUAGAUUACAGGGAAAGCUUAGAGACUAAUCCAAAUGUCACGACCCACUCCCCUUUACACGCACUCAUGGAUUGUGACCUGGUGUCCACGUCGAUGGGACCUUCCGAUUCACACGGCCACAUCCUUUUCGAUCAGGUAUUGAACUCAAACAACAGGGCUGGAGCACAGGCUCAGGGAGGGGGAGCCACAUCAGGCAAUAUUAAAGAGAAACGGUUCCUCUGCAUGUUCUGUCACAAAGGAUUCAGCUGCCUCCAAAAGGUGGAGAUCCACCAGAGGGUCCACACAGGGGAGAAACCCUUCAGCUGUACCCAGUGUGAGAAGAGGUUCUCCCGCCAGGACCACCUGAAAAGGCACCAGAGGGUCCACACAGGGGAGAAACCCUUCAGCUGUACCCAGUGUCACAUGCGCUUUGCCCAGGCUGGUCACCUGAAGAUGCACCUGAAGGUCCACACGGGAGAAAGGCAGUUUGCCUGUACGCACUGCGGGAAGAGGUUCACAGAGAGGAGCUACCUCAGGAUACACCAGCAGAAAAAACAUUCCACUCUAUAAAUAGAAAGUUACCCUGUAUUAAAGACAAAGAUUCAUUUUCAUUGUUGUCAGCAGAAAUUUAAGAGUAAGAGUAACACAUUUCAGUGUUGAAUAUUCCUGGGUAGAAUAUUGCAUCCAGACGUGUUAUUUAUUUAUAUACAGUGCCUUGCGAAAGUAUUUGGCCCCCUUGAACUU